Molecule: messenger RNA, 1361 nt
Organism: Liolophura sinensis
Lineage: Eukaryota; Metazoa; Mollusca; Polyplacophora; Chitonida; Chitonidae
Product: lactadherin-like
Exons: 9
Coding region: 73-1158 (361 amino acids)
Cellular component (GO): membrane
Molecular function (GO): calcium ion binding
Source: RefSeq, a predicted model, not a curated record
GAGCUACUGGCCGUUGUUUCUGGCAAUGUCCUGAGCUGAACGCUGCCACACAAGGAUAUAGUAAUCAGAAUCAUGGCUGUAGCUGGCAAACUAGCCCUGGGGUUGACCCUGGGGAUGGUGGUGGUUCAGGUGAUACAAGGAAGCUUCUUUGAUGUGGAAUUCCCGAAUGUAUUCAUCCAAGCGGAGCCCAAAGGGAACCUUACCCUUGAGGCUGGGGUUGGCGGAAACGUAGUUCUUCUUCCGGGAAACAACAACAGUGGCACCGUAUUUAUACAGAAUAUGGAUCUCCGGGAGCUGGUUGACCGAGUAAAAAGUCUACCUCCUGUGUGGAUCACUAAAGAAGAACACGAUCUACUUGGUACCUUUCUGGCCGGAUUGCUCAUCUCAGUCUACGUGCAUGCCGAGGACCCUGAGGGUGGCGAUCUCAUCUACUCGGUAGUGUCCGGGGAUCUCCCGCCUGGCAUCUUGCUCGACCCAAAAACCGGCCAUAUUUAUGGGACAGCUCCAGAUGAAGACGCCACCUAUAUAUUUGGUAUCCGAGCCACCGACCAUCAUGGCAAAUUUGCUGAUGGCAUAUUCAGACUCGAAGUCCGGGAAUACAAUCAGUGCAACAAAAAACCCUGCCAGCAUGGCGGAAGUUGUACCGACCUGUCUAAUGGUUACGCCUGUAGCUGUAUAGAUGGCUAUGGAGGAGAACGUUGUGAAUUCGAUUGUGUUAACCAUCCUCUUGGUGUGAAUGCAAAAGACAAGCUUAUACCCGACGCUCAGAUGUCUGCUUACCUGUCCGAAGGUACCUACGCCGCGUCGAACGGCCGUCUUAACGCCUCAGGGGGCUGGGUCGGCACCGGGAAGGGGUCCUGGCUACAGGUUGAUCUUGGAGAACGAACAGAAGUGUACGCUGUUGCUGCGCAAGGUUACCAGUCACAAUCCUACUACAUCGCCUCAUACGAGCUUCAGACAAGUGAGGACGGUAACAUCUUCAGCUAUAUCACCGAGACGUCCGGUUACAAAAAGGUUUUUGGCGGAAGUCAGCACUACGAUUCCAUCAUAAAGCAUCGGCUGGAUUUCCCUGUUGUGGCACGCUUUGUGAGAUUUCUACCUCUAACAUGGAAGAGCAAUCCAGGAAUGCGAGUGGAAGUCUAUGGUUGCAAGGUGUGAAUGGCACAGACGUCCUGACGAUGAGCCCCAGCCACAUCUUCUGUUCUCAUAUUCUUACUAACAAUAUUCAACGUGUAACCUAACAUUUAAACAAAACAAUAAUGAACACCGCUCAACAGUCAACAUAUUUUAGACUUUGCGUACAACAAUCGUUGUUUUUGGUUUUGUCAAAUUUGAUCGAGAAUAAAUUAUCAAUGCCUGAC